CUUUCAGGCUCUUGGCUCUGUCUAUUUUGUACACAACUCUCUACGUAUGGUUCAGAUCUAUGACUUUAAAGACAGGAAUUUCAUCUCUCUGUCUGGACAGACCGUAUGUAUGGGCUCUCUUGAAGACUGCCAUAUUGUGCACAAGGAGAGAUUCCCACAGGACUUCUGGUCUGAAUUUCCCUGGACUCGCAAGGGAUUCAUGAGGACACGUUGGUUAGUCCACAACCGGAUGUUUGAUCUUGUGAACCUUCACCUGUUCCAUGAUGCUUCAAAUCUUGUCUCAUCUGACUGCUCUCCCUCUGUGUAUAGCUCCAACCGUAGGAGGGCCUUGACCCAUGUACUCACAAGGUUACAGGAUGGCUGCAAUGUACCAUUUUUCCUAUUUGGAGAUUUUAAUUUCCGUUUGGAUUUAAAAAGUCUAAUCCAGGUUCAGGGUUGGUCCCCAAGUUUCACUGGAGAGAUGGGCAAACAGACUGUAGUGUAUGAACAAGAUGGGGAGGUUCAGCUUCUCAUGAAGUGUAAAAGGUUUGAAUAUCAGAAUGUGAAGAUAUUUCAGGAUGAUGGUGAACAUAUGCUGCUGCGCUUUGACCAUGAGCCAGUCCCAUUUCUGAAUGAGUUGACUGAGGUCCAGAUCUCCUUCCCGCCCACUUACCCGUUCAGUGAAAAUUUUACAGAACCUGCAGAGUUCAUGGGCACACGAUGUCCAGCAUGGUGUGACCGUGUCUUGAUGUCUCACCCUGCCCGGGCUCUACUUCAAAAUGUUAGUGAUCUGUCUACUUUCUUCUCUGUUCUCCUCAGAACUCUUCCCCCUGCUCCUACUCACUCUCCUCUUCUCUGCAGGUUAAGGAGGGGGAAAACUGUGUUAAGUAUCAGCGGAUUGGAGGAGACGUCUGUAUGGGCGACCACAAGCCUGUUUAUCUCUACUUUCCAAUGGAGUCACCAUUAG
Staurois parvus is the source of this 946-nucleotide messenger RNA. The record is from the annotation of a GenBank genome assembly. NCBI's taxonomy places the organism in Eukaryota, Metazoa, Chordata, Amphibia, Anura, Ranidae.